This is a messenger RNA of Trypanosoma grayi, 522 nucleotides long. RefSeq lists its product as hypothetical. The coding region runs from base 1 to 522 and encodes 173 amino acids. The transcript has a single exon. NCBI's taxonomy places the organism in Eukaryota, Euglenozoa, Kinetoplastea, Trypanosomatida, Trypanosomatidae. The record is from RefSeq and is a predicted model, not a curated record.
AUGUGCCUCAUAUGGCACCUCAUAUGCUGCGUCCUCACCAUUGUAGCCUACGUGGUUUGGUCCCACACGCGGCCGCAGCGGGUUGAGGGGGGAUCGUGGCGUGGCGCCCACCUGGCCUUCAGCGUUAUCGGUAUGGUCGCGUACGCGGUGGGUGGCGCACCGCUUUUUGUGUAUGCUUACAAGUACGGGCUGUCCUACAACCAGCGUCAGACGAGACUGCUGUGCGGCAUGGCAGUGGUGUUUCUCACGUGGUCUUUUCCUAUAUUUGUUAUUGAAAUGGGGAUGCUGCGCCGCGAGCACGAUUACAAAACCCCGCUUGAUGGCAUCGUCUUUGUUCUGAGCAUCAUAUCGGCCAUUAUUGGUGGGUGCGUCGUGUGGUUCAGCUACAUGCGUCUCGUCACGCAUUACAUGCACCAAUAUCAUGGCAUGGAACGGCAGAUUGAUCCGCAGUCCAAUAUGGCGGCGUACCCUAUGCAGCCGGUGCGUGCGUCAUCACGCGCCGAGCGACCGGAUACUAUUUAG